GGUGUUCAGAGCUCUUCAUUGAGAAAAAUCCACAGCCGAGUUUUAUUCGAGGAGCCGCGGGGGAUGUAGGGGAGGAAAAUCUGCGAUUUCACACUGACAAGAAGCUUCACUUAUCAAGCUGAAGACUCCUCCGGCAUGGACGGCUUUUAUGACCAGCAGGUGCCCUUCGUGGUCCCUGAGAGCUGUCACGCAGACGGAGCAGAGAGAUGUCUCAGCGACCGGAAAAGGAAGUUCAUGGACACGGAGCUGGCUCAGGACACAGAAGAUCUCUUCCAAGACCUGAUCCAGCUGCAGGAAAUCUGGAUCGCUGAAGCUCAGGUCCCCGAUGACGAGCAGUUUGUCCCAGAUUUCCAGUCCAACAAGUCGUCGUGCAGCAAAGUGAAGAGAGAGUGCAGUCCGUCUAAAGACUUGUCCCCCUGCAGGACGCCCGGCGCCGACCUGUGUCUGUAUAGCUACAGCGACACCAAGCCCCCCCCCCCCUCCUCGCCUCAUCCCGCCGGAGCUCCGCCCCCGCAGAGGCGCUUACAACCUUCGGCCCCCCCGCUGGCCAGCAACUGCCCCCGAGGCCACGCUCCCACCCCGAGCCCCUCCCACCACCACCACCACCAACAACACCCCCACCACCACCACAGCCUCCCGGCGGCCCCCCAGGGCCAGCGGUUUGCUCUGCCGCGCGCCCCCGCCAGCCGCCCCGCCUCGUCCUUCUGCGGGGAGCAAAGGUUUCAGCGGCAGCUGUCGGAGCCGUGCUUGUCCUUCCUUCCUUACCAGCCCCCGGUGGGCGACGGGCGACCGCCGUACCAGCGGCAUCACUCGGAGCCGCCGCUGCCGCCCCCCCCACGAGGCCCCCGGGCUUUCAAACAGGAGCUGGUGGAUCCGCAGUACCCGGAGCCGGGGCCCCCGGGGCCCGCUUUCAACCACGUCGCCGUCAAGCAAGAGCCGAGAGACUUUGGCUUCGACUCUGAGGUUCACACCUGCCGCUCGUCGCUGGGGGAGUCCUCGGCCCUGUGCCAGAACCGCGCGCUCGGCGCCGACUCGCGGCGGCCUUUGUUCCACGACGACGCCUGCGUCGUGCCGGAGAGGCUGGAUGGUAAGGCCAAGCAGGAGGGUUUGCCGUACCAGCGCCGCGGCUCCCUGCAGCUCUGGCAGUUCCUGCUCACGCUGCUGGACAACCCGGCCAACGCGCACCUGAUCGCGUGGACGGGACGCAACAUGGAGUUCAAACUGGUCGAUCCGGAGGAGGUGGCUCGGCUUUGGGGCCUCCAGAAGAAUCGCCCGGCGAUGAACUACGACAAGCUGAGCCGCUCUCUGAGGUACUACUACGAGAAGGGCAUCAUGCAGAAGGUGGCCGGCGAGCGGUACGUUUAUAAGUUCGUGUGCAACCCCGAGGCGCUGUUCUCGCUGGCCUUCCCGGACAACCAGAGGCCGAGCCUGAAGGCCGACCCGGACGCCGUCCGGCUCCCCGGCGAGGAGGACGGCCUCCCGCCGCCCAGCUACGAGGACGAGGGCGCCUACCUGGCCGAGGGGGCGGAGCAGUGCGUCCAGGGACUGGCUUUCCCUGACAGCUACCCCUACUAGACCUGCAAAAGCUUUUUUGCUCAGAUGUUUCCCCCUCUGUCACGGUGACCCCGCGACCUGCUGGCUUGUGCUUUUGUGCCACAGACCUGUUCUCUGGGACUUCAACCAAAAAGUAUCUCAAAACCACGGGCACUCCUUUUACUAAUGAUAUGAGGUCAAUCUGCUUGUCUUCGGUGAACCUUGUACUGCUCAAAAGGGACGCACAUUUUCCAGAUGUUGUAGUCCAUGGAGCCAAAUCCAUGAUUUGUGAUUACACUCCCCUCUCAGUUGAUGCCACGCCCCCUUUGCCAGAUCAGGGCCACACGUCUGAAUAUGACAUUACACAUAUAUAUCUUCAACUGAAAAACCUAUAGAAGUGAAUGACAUCAAAUCAAAAAGUCAAGAACUGUGUCUAAACUACAUUCAAAACAAAAAAUACUUUUUUUUAAAAAUGUUGAAUACAUACAUACAUAUUUUUCAAAUGAUCAAAACUUUUUUUUGUCCUGGAUUUGGCUCCAUGAAAGUCCUCCUAUGAUCAUGUAUGUUCAAAUGUCUUUUGUGUACUUAUUUCAAAGCUAAUAUUUUUGACAUUAUAUGUAAUGACAUGUAAUAUUUUCCUAAACUGUUUAAUGACAAAGGUACUGCUACUAUUUUUCUGUAAUACUGCCAGCGUGAUGCCAAUAAUAAGCACGAACUUUUCUACAGCCGGCUCAACCCUUCUUGUACUCGGACGGUUUUCUGCAUUUUGUAUAGUCGAUUCGCUUCAAUGUGUAGCAACGCUGUAUAAUUAUAUAUGAAUAUAUUUUUGCAAAAGGCCCCAUUUGGUUGAUGUCGUACUAUACAAGCUGCAAAGUUUAGCCCGCUAACGUAUUGCAUCAAUUGCAGCCUCUUCCGAGAUGGAUGACUUCCAGUCCUGCAGGUAGAAAUGGACGUAUGUAAGUGUAUGUUUUGCUCUAUAAUCACGUGGUGGUAUGAGUGGAGGAGGUGGUGUGUGAUGGAGGCCGGAGGGAGGUUUUGACACCGGUGUGGCGUCUACCCCACGGAUACUGUCUGUGUGCCUUCUAUUGAUCUUUACUGAUACAAUAAACUAUUUUACUCUUUCGUUUCA
Molecule: messenger RNA, 2662 nt
Organism: Pungitius pungitius (ninespine stickleback)
Lineage: Eukaryota; Metazoa; Chordata; Actinopteri; Perciformes; Gasterosteidae
Product: ETS translocation variant 5-like
Exons: 13
Coding region: 136-1575 (479 amino acids)
Biological process (GO): cell differentiation; regulation of transcription by RNA polymerase II
Cellular component (GO): nucleus
Molecular function (GO): DNA-binding transcription factor activity, RNA polymerase II-specific; sequence-specific DNA binding
Source: RefSeq, a predicted model, not a curated record